Actinia tenebrosa (Australian red waratah sea anemone) is the source of this 1230-nucleotide messenger RNA. Its product is annotated as WD repeat-containing protein 53. NCBI's taxonomy places the organism in Eukaryota, Metazoa, Cnidaria, Anthozoa, Actiniaria, Actiniidae. The record is from RefSeq and is a predicted model, not a curated record. Gene Ontology annotation, molecular function: protein binding.
UGUUCGCUUGUCGAAGCACAAAACGAGAAGGUGACAAAUCUCUCAAAAAAAGGCAUCAAAAUGCAAAGAAUCGGGACUUGGAAUGACGGGCAUGGUGAAGCGGUACUGUCCCUUGAUAUUAAUAGUUUAGGAAUCCUGGCAUCUGGUGGAGAAGAUCGUCUUUCUGUCUGGACAAGUGAGGGUGUUCCUAUGACCAAAAUUAGCCCUCCAGCCACAGACUCCAGCGAAGUUACAAGCGUCUGUUUCUGUCGACGUAACGAGAAUCGCCUGUUCGUUUCUUCAGGGAAUAAAGUCUUCCACUACGAUUUAAGAUCCUUGGAUAGUCCAGUUUCUGAGUUUCACUUCAAUGAAGAUGAAAUUAACCAACUGGUCAUCCAUGAUGGCGGGCAGUAUCUUGCUGCCUGUGACGACACUGGUGCUGUAAAAGUCAUCGAUACGCGUCAAAACAAACUCUUUAAAACCCUCAGUCGAGGCCAUGGUAAUAUUUGUUCAACGGUUCAGUUUAGGCCUCAAAGGCCGUGGGAUUUAGUGACAGGCGGAAUGGACUACAAAGUAGUUUACUGGGAUUUCUCGUCUGGUCGUGUGCUCCAGGAUGAAGACAUGCAACAGGGAGUAGAGUCUGGCGCCUAUUUUGUAAACCCGCCGUUUGUUCAUUCGCUUCACGUUAAGGAAGACAGCAGGAAUUUAGCUGCAGGUUUAGGGGAUGGAAGCAUCCAACUGUUUCACUUCGAGGGAAGGAAAAAGCUUAUCGUUGAUCAGAAGAUCAAGGGACACACACAGGGAGUAUCUCAAGUUCACUUUCCAAAGUUUAAACCUUCUGAAAAUAUUCUUAUAUCUGGUGGUAAUGAUGAAAAACUCAUUUUGUGGAAUUUCAAGUUGAAUGAUGGUCAGAAGACUAAUGGGAAUAAUGCAUGUGUCUUGGACCAUGAGGUGAAUCCUUUUGAAUCUUCAAACUGUACCAUUGAACAUGGCUCUAAAGUGAACUGGAUUGUUUCUCAUUCAGAGCAAAAGAACUUAGUUUUUGUUGCAGACCAGACCAACCAAAUUGCAGUUUACGAAGUUUUAUAACCCUGUCAUAUAGACUCAAGGACCAUGGAGCACCAUUUAAACUAGGGGGGAGGGGGGAGAGGUGGCUGAGAUUGGUUAUACCAUUAGUCUUGCAUUCUUUUUUUGAUGGCAGUACCAAUUGUGUUUGUAAAGAAAAUAAAGAUAUCACUGGCCUAGGAAACA